CAUUGGAGGACGCGGCCGCCCGAAGCUGAUAAAUAAGGGGCCGGGCCGCGGCUGCGGGCCAAGUUGGACGCCCCGACCGGUGCGAGGGCCAGGUCAGCGCCGGCCCGACGACGCGAAGCGAGGCGACCCCCGUGCGGCCAUGGCCUCGCUGCUGGGAGCUUACCCGUGGCCCGAGGGGCUCGAGUGCCCGGCCCUGGAAGCCGAGCUGUCGGACGGGCUGUCGCCGCCGGCCGCCCCCCGCCCGCCGGGGGACAAGGGCUCGGAGAGCCGGAUCCGGCGGCCCAUGAACGCCUUCAUGGUGUGGGCCAAGGACGAGAGGAAACGUCUGGCGGUGCAGAACCCGGACCUGCACAACGCCGAGCUCAGCAAGAUGCUGGGAAAGUCGUGGAAGGCGCUGACGCUGUCCCAGAAGAGGCCCUACGUGGACGAGGCGGAGCGGCUGCGCCUGCAGCACAUGCAGGAUUACCCCAACUACAAGUACCGCCCGCGCAGGAAGAAGCAGGCCAAGCGCCUGUGCAAGCGCGUGGACCCCGGCUUCCUGCUGAGCUCGCUCUCCCGCGACCAGAACGCUCUGCCCGAGAAGCGGGGCGGCGGCCGGGCGGCGCUGGGGGAGAAGGAGGACCGGGGUGAGUACUCCCCGGGCUCCGCGCUGCCCAGCCUGCGGGGCUGCUUCCAUGAGGGCCCGGCCGGCGGCGGCGGCGGCGGCGGCGGCACCGGCACCCCGGGCAGCGUGGACGCGUACCCUUACGGGCUGCCCACCCCGCCGGAGAUGUCGCCCCUGGACGCGCUGGAGCCGGAGCAGACCUUCUUCUCCUCCCCCUGCCAGGAAGAGCAUGCGCACUCCCGCCGCAUCCCCCACCUGCCCGCGCCCCCCUACUCGCCGGAGUAUGCCCCCAGCCCCCUCCACUGCGGCCACCCCCUGAGCUCCCUGACCCUCGGCCAGUCCUCAGGCGUCUCUAUGAUGCCUGGCUGUCCCCCGUCCCCUGCCUAUUACUCCCCUGCAACCUACCCGCCUCUCCACUCCAACCUCCAUGCCCACCUGGGCCAGCUCUCCCCGCCUCCCGAGCACCCCGGCUUUGACGCCCUGGAUCAGCUGAGCCAGGCGGAACUCCUGGGGGACAUGGAUCGCAAUGAGUUCGACCAGUACUUGAACACUCCCGGCCACCCAGACUCUGCCGCCGGGGCUGUGGCCCUCAGUGGGCAGGCCGCGGUCUCUCAGGUGACACCAACGGGCCCCACGGAGACCAGCCUCAUCUCCGUGCUGGCUGAUGCCACGGCCACGUACUACAACAGCUACAGCGUGUCAUAGAGCCGGGACAGCCAGCCUGGCCCUGCCUCGCAGCCGUUUCUCCUUCCCGCGCUGAGCGGAGCGGAUGCGCAGCGCCCCGGGGCGGGCAGGUCUGAACUGCCGCUCGCGGAGCCGCUCUGCGGAUCCCAGGGCCCCUCCGCCCCCUUCCCCGCCUGCCCCGCCCCCUGCAGCCUGCAUUUCGAGUUAUAUUCCUUCAAGUGAGUUUUCACCGGCUACACCGUGGAAAUAAGGCACGGUCGUUGCUGAAAGACGGUGUUUCCCGGUAGAAUUUUCACUGGCCUCUCCUCCCCCAUCCUCAGACCGGAAACAAGUUGGGGAAGAGCCCAGCAGCAUUCGCGCCUCUCCUGCUUCUGACUCAGCCGCAGGGGGUUCAGCCGUCCUGACCUGUGGGUCUUCCAGGUGAGGGGAACCCGGGCUAAGACUCAGGGGACCCAGGAUGCGAUCGCAAUUCUGCCUCAGGGGGCUGGAGGCAAUCCGACUCAUUUCUUCUCCCUUUCCAGCCCGUUCCCCCGUCUGUAAAGUGAGGGACAGACAUCUGCUCCAGGUCACUUCUGCUCCAAGGUUUUCUGAUUUAAGGUUCUCUCAAGGCUAACAGGAAAAUGAAGUUUGCCUCAGUGAGCUCAUUAAUGUGCAACCUGGCGACAAUUCGUGCACAGCCCAAGGAUACCAGGCUUUGCUGCACUUGGCCUGCCUUCCAAAAGGAUCAUAGUCUUCCAAAAGGAGGCUUUUCCAGUUUGAGAAAAAAUACGCAUCUUGAUUUGGGAAAUUAACCACUGAGCUUAAAUGCAUCACUGAAAAUGAGAUUAAAUUCAUGCUGAUCUUUUAAGAAAAAACCCGUAUUUUUAAAGAUAAGUUCUUUUUUAUUACACAUACAUUUCAAGAGAAUAUACACAGCCUGAAUAUAUACAGUGUGUGUGGGACACACAGCACACACACCUUCAUGCACCGUCUGGAUCAGAAACUCCUGCUGGUAUUAGCAACUUCUUGUCAACCCUCUGUGCCUAACCACCCAAAGAGCAGGGAACUGGAACAGAAUUUCAGCACAGUACCAUCGCUUUCCUCCAAUCUGGAUGUGUUGAUUUCUUGAGCAAAGCUUCAUCACACUCUCCCGUCUACAGGUGCAAAAGGAACUUCUUUCCCACUGUCCCCAUCUCCCUUUCUCCCUUCCCUGGAAUUUCUUUUUUCUCUUCUCCCCUGCUCUUCCUUCACCCCUGAAUUGGCCACUAAUUCAAAGAUCCCUUGACUUUAAAAAUCCCAGGUGUGUUUCCUAUGGCUGAGAUGGAAAUUUGUUCUCCUUAGCAGCCAGCUGGUCCUUCAGGUAAUAUCUUCAGCCAACACAUCAAAGCAACCUCCCCUUUGUUGUAUUUACUUCCCAAAGAACAGAAAUGCACUGUGAUUCAGAAAAUGUUUCUGAGCCCUGACCCCACCCCCUGAACAUUUCCAUCCUUCCCCCAAACCUCCUUUGAAGGACCAUACCUAUCAGUGAGCUAAAAGACAGUUGUAUUUUUGAUUUCAGCAUAUUAUUGCCUGUAUGAAAUAUGCGUUUUAUAUAUUCUCCUAUUAUUUUCACCUUAUAUUUUGUAUUGUUGAAAGAUCCCUUUUUUUUCCUUCCAAGGAGUCCUCCUGUAAAAUCACUUAUCAGACAUGAUUAAUCUUUAUGCUAUUACUGUAUAUAACAUUUGGUAAUAAAUAGUAAAUCAUGGACAAUA
Molecule: messenger RNA, 3018 nt
Organism: Camelus dromedarius (Arabian camel)
Lineage: Eukaryota; Metazoa; Chordata; Mammalia; Artiodactyla; Camelidae
Gene: SOX7
Product: SRY-box transcription factor 7
Exons: 2
Coding region: 140-1309 (389 amino acids)
Biological process (GO): regulation of DNA-templated transcription; anatomical structure morphogenesis; cell differentiation
Molecular function (GO): DNA-binding transcription factor activity, RNA polymerase II-specific; RNA polymerase II cis-regulatory region sequence-specific DNA binding
Source: RefSeq, a predicted model, not a curated record